AUGAAAACCCUGCUCUGUGACCUCCUUCUGCUGGGUCUCUUCUCCAACGUGUUCAGCGACUGUCAGAAGGAUUGUUUGACAUGUAGAGAGAAGCUUCACCCCUUCCGGGACAACUUCAACGUUGAUGAAUGCAUCACAGAUUGUGAAGGGCAAGUCUUCCUCAGCCCCUUCUGGGCCCCUUGCACCAAGGCCAUGAAUAAGGGGCCCUGGCAACUCAGCCUGGUCAGCAAGGAUGAGGCGAUGGCGUCCGUAUACCAGCCGCAGGUGAUGGAGGUGCAGGGUCUGAGCCAGAUGGAGGGCAAGAACCGGGUGUCCCGUGUCAGAAGCCUGUACGGUGCUCAGGAAGAAGAGGCAGCAGAAGGCUUGGGCGAGGCAGGGGAAGAGAUGCAGAAGAAGUUGCAGAAACGGUUUGGGGGCUUCACUGGAGCACGGAAAUCUGCACGGAAGUUGGCCAACCAAAAGCGAUUCAGUGAAUUUAUGAGGCAGUACCUAGUCAUGAGCAUGCAUGCCAGUGAACACCAACGUCACGGCCUGGCUCCCGGCCGCAACCUGCGUCAGAAUGGCAAUGUGUAG
This is a messenger RNA of Gracilinanus agilis (Agile Gracile Mouse Opossum), 573 nucleotides long. RefSeq names its product prepronociceptin (gene PNOC). The coding region runs from base 1 to 573 and encodes 190 amino acids. Gene Ontology annotation, molecular function: opioid receptor binding. Gene Ontology annotation, biological process: neuropeptide signaling pathway; chemical synaptic transmission; sensory perception. Gene Ontology annotation, cellular component: neuronal cell body; plasma membrane; dendrite. NCBI's taxonomy places the organism in Eukaryota, Metazoa, Chordata, Mammalia, Didelphimorphia, Didelphidae. The record is from RefSeq and is a predicted model, not a curated record. The transcript has 2 exons.